AUGCAGCUGGAACACGUUCUUGUGCACCUCAAAGCCCACACUCAGAACAAUGCCGAUUUUCGUAAUUUGCUCGGAAACCCGCGUCUAGGCAAACUUCUGUAUGCUGGAAUCGAGGAAGAUGACGGCGAAUUGACCAUCUUUAUGACCUUUCAACAUCACAAUCCGCAAAUCACCACUCAGGAUCUCCUAAGAAUGCCAGAAGAGACGACAAAGUCAGGUCGUCUUAGCAGGAAUGGCGGUGUUCCACAGGCUGCCGCGAGAUCGAAACCCCACCAAUGCAAUAAUAAUGGCUGUUUCUCGCCUUCGUCAGAUAAUGUUGCCCGCUUUGAGGAGGAUAGUUGGGCUAGCAAUUCGUUUGAUAAUCUCACCAUUGCCGACGACUUGUCGGAGGACGGAGCCCCGGUGCCUAUUCGCUCUGCAUCCAGUGGUAGGGACUGCUAG
Messenger RNA from Dibothriocephalus latus, 441 nucleotides. The record is from the annotation of a GenBank genome assembly. NCBI's taxonomy places the organism in Eukaryota, Metazoa, Platyhelminthes, Cestoda, Diphyllobothriidea, Diphyllobothriidae.